CCCUCCCAGGAAAAGUCUGCGCGGCCAGCACCGCCCCCAAUCUUUACACACAGGGAACGCUUUUUUAAAUAAUAUAUUUUAGGAAGAAGUUGUUCCUCUUGAACCUAAUCUGCAGAGAUAACGCUGGAUUACUUUUUGCGAAAGACAAUGUCUUCUAAGCAGCGUAAAUGUAUUUUUGGCUGCAAGAAAGUCAGGACUUUGUUCAAACUUCCCAAAGAAGAGCCUACUCGUCAGAAAUGGUUGGAGUUUAUCUUCGCGAGCACACAACAGACCCACCACAGUCCUUUAGUCUGUGAUUACCAUUUCACAAAUGACUGCUGGCUUAAUUUUGGCCAGUAUGAAAGUGGAUUGUCCGGGAGACUCGUCCUCAGAGUUGGCGCCAUUCCUACAAUUGAACCUAAUGAAGACUUCAGAUCCCACGAGGAGCACAUGUCCAGAAUGUUCGAUGAGGUGAUGGGGCUGGGAGAAUUUGCGGACUCCUCCAGUGGCUCCGUUUCCUCCUCCAAAAGCGGUGGUCAGAAUGAGCAAAAAGAACUGGAUGAAACUUCAGGACAAGAUCAAAACCCACUGAUGGAAGAAGACAGCACCUGCAGCAAACCAGAAGAAGAAAAGGUGGAGGAGGAGAUGGAGGAGGAAGUGGAAGACUCGAGCAUUUCUAAUCUUGCUGCUCCAUCCUCAUCUUCCAACAAACUUUCCCCGUUUAAAAUGGUGACCAGCAAAAGCGGAUCUGGAGGCAGUGGGGGCGCUGCGUCUGACGAUGCACUGGAUGGUCUUCCUGCAUUUGAGCCGGAGGACGAGGAUGAAGAAGACUGGCAUUAUGCCCUGCCACUGGGAACCGUGGAGGAUGCUGACAAGGCUAACUCAAAAACAAGCCAACGCGCCCAGGAGAACACCUCCACCUCAAAAGAUUCUACUCCUCAGAAACCUGGAGAGGAUGAGGAGGCUGAACGAGAAAGAGAAGCCAGUCAGGGGUCUGCUAACACGUCUCACUCCUCCCAGGACAACACGCCAGACAACGGCAGAGAUGAGGGUGUUUUAAACCAGACAGAGGAAACUGAGGACAGCCAACAGGAAGCAACACCAGAGGCUCCAGUGGAGGGUAGUAAUCCCCCAGCUUCUCCUGGAAUCACCAUUAAAGACGAGCCUAUUGAUGAAGGCUACGAUGCUGCUUUGGUGCCUCAGAGUUCUACCAAACAGAUUAAGGAGGAGCUGGACCAACAAGAGGAAGAGCUAAGAAUCAGCUCCGUCUACUCUGUAGGAGGAGUGAACACCUUCGCAUCCAAUACAAUUCCAGCAGCCGUCUCAGCUCCAGCUCAGACUACCAUCUUCAUCCCUGGAAGAGGAGCGGUCCUCCAGGCUAUGGCUUCCCUUCCCGUCAGGCAGCCGGCUCCAGUCACACGCCCGAUUCCCACUCUGACCAUGAUACCACAACGUCCACCUCCACCUCAGAUGGCUGGAAGCGUUCGCUGCAGCGGCUGCUCCAAGGUUUUGCUGAAAGGCCAAACAGCAUUCCAGAGGAAAGGAUCAACACAGCUUUUCUGCUCCACAGUCUGUCUAACAGGUCACCUUCCUCCAGCUAAGAAUCGAAACUGCUUCCAAUGCAACAGGGAAAUUACUCAACCGAGGGACAUGAUCACAAUCCCAGCAGAAGAUGGCACAUUGAUAUCCUUCUGUGGCCAGUUCUGUCUGUCUGUCUUCAGACAUAGAAGGAAAACCAUUGAUAAGAUUCCUGAAAAAUGGAUGGACAAACGGGUGGAGAAGAAGCCAGAGAAGCCACCUGAGAAACCCAUGGAACGCCUGCCCGAAAAACUGUUCUGUAGUGUCUGCAAAGUCAGCAAUAGACAAAUUGAGCAUGAGGUCACCCAUCAAGGAAGACUGCACAGACUUUGUAGCGAUGCCUGCUUUGUGACCUGGCGUAAGCUGCGGCAGUUAUCGAUGAACUGCUGCGAAGGCUGCGGGCUUUACUGCAACAGCAACUCUGGUUCCAGUCAUACGCUCCUCAUCGAGAGAUCUCACCUCAACUUCUGCAGUCCAACUUGCAUCGGCACCUACAUACAAACCUGCAAAAAGACGACGGAGUGCGGCAACUGUCGCAAGAUUACAAUAGUGUCCACUACCAUAAUGGAACGAGACCAAAAGGGCAAAAUUCAGCUUUACUGCUCUCGUGACUGUGUGGAGGACAGUCGACCUCAGCUGCAAACUCUUGUUGGCGCUCCAUUCCCAUGCAGUCUUUGCAAAGUGUCAGCUGUUCCUCAGUAUCAUCUGGCCUUGUUGGACGGCACCAUCCGAAACUUCUGCUCCUACAACUGUGUGACAACGUACAGGAAGUCCGGUCCCCCCUCCCAGCCAGACCUGAUCAAUGGAACCUCCUCUUCAAAGGACCCCCUCCCCAAAGACCCCUCCAAACAGGGGUCCUCCGCUGUGGCCAGCUCUGUCCCUCCCACUCCCCAAGAUCACUCCUCUUCAGUCCCAUUCCCGGGUCAUCAUCUCAGCCACUCUUCAGUGCCUCCACUAGUGCCUCCCCCCUCUUCCGUGUCCUCCCCCAUUCUCUCAGGGCAAGCCCAGGCCAACUCCCCUUCAGCUCAGCUCCCAAAGCUGGCAGAGGGAGGGGCCAAAGAUCCUAUCAAGCUCACCUGCCAUCAGUGCAACAAACACUUCAACACCAAACCCCUGCUGUUCAGUCACCAGGGCCGCAUUUCUCUGCUGUGCAGUGUUGCCUGUUCUGAAAAGUAUAAAACAGAGAAAAACAUCCUUGUGGUGUGUGAGGGCUGCAAGCAGGAGAAGGGGCUUUUUGACUCCAUCACCUACAACCAGGAGGAGCUUUUCUUCUGUAGUGAAAACUGUAAGGUUCUCUUCAAGCACGACUUGACUUUACGUAAUAAGGAUCUCACCUGGCAUUCCUGCUCCUACUGCUCUGGUUUUGGCUCAAAGAUGCUUCACAGCCACUACGGAGGCAAAAUCGAGCAGUUCUGCAAACCUCACUGCAUGUCUCAGUACACAGUCCUGCAUUACGGGAUGAGUCGAUGCGACAGCUGUAGGAAGCAGGGCUAUUUGAACGAGAAGCUGCAGUGUUUGGGUUCGGUCCGCAACUUCUGCAACAUGUGCUGCUUGCUGCAUUACUGCUUCCUUCACUUUGAGAUGAGCCAACACGCUAACAGCAACGGCACAGGAACCGCCCCACAAACGCCAUGCACUCUGACUCAGCCUCACCACUCCUCAAAGAUGAAUCCUGUCAUAGCUGACGUCGUCUCAUUGGCUAACGGCUCCGCCACUCAGCCCAGCUUGUCUACAGAUACUGCCAUGACGGGAGCACUUCCAACCUCCAGCACAGAUGGCAAGAACCUGGAUCACGCCAGUACCCAGACCGACGCCAUGCGGCCGCCGGCACACCGCCGCCGUCAGAUGAAGAACAAGUCGGUUCUGUGUCGACCCUUCACUGUGGACCAAGAAAGCAUGUGCCAGCUGCCUGAAACUUCCUCUGAAUCUGGAGAUGUAGAGGAGAAGGUGAAGGUGGUAAUGGUGCCUGUACCAGUGCCGGUCUACAUUCCAGUGCCUGUGAACAUGUACUCCCAGCACAUGCCCGUUCCACUGGUCAUCCCAAUGCCUAUUCCCGUCCCAGUCGUGGUGCCGCCACAGACCAAGGACAUGACAGAUGCAGCUGUGCAGUCAGAGGUUUUCAAUGCAGAUAAUGAGAAGCAGGAAAAGGAAUUUGCUUCCUGUGCAGUCCAGAGUGAUGCCUCUUCUUUUGAAGACUUGAAGUCGAAAGCGGUUGAUCCUACAACCCGUGACCUUGAGCGGACUCACAAAGCAGUUCAAGUCGACCUGCUUCUUCCCACUCCCUCGGACAAGAGCUCAGACUCAACCGAGUCGCAGCCUGACAGCCAAUCAGAGACGAGCGCGGCAAAGAGUGACUCCUCUGCCCCCGAUCCCAAAACCGAAGCCCCCUCCUCUUCACUGAUGGACCUAGAAACUGACUUUCCACUUGAACCGUUGGAGCAGAAGCCGCCUGUUCUUCAGCGAGGAGUGAAGAGACCCAGAGAGGGUUCCUUCAGCCGCAAACGGGGUCGCAGGCGGACUGUUUUAGCAGAGAGUCCUUCAUCUGCUCCCGCCACCUUCACACUCAACCACGUGUACGGACUCAAAGCCUGGAAGAACUGGGUCGAACAGCGCAAGCAGCAGCCUCAAGAAUCCUCUCCGCUGGAGUUGAAAGAAGACAUCCUGCAGUACAACUCUGCAGAGCUGAGCUGUGCUCUGUCUCGCUUCAUCAAAGAACUACGGCGGCCAAACGGAGACACCUACAGUCCGGACAGUAUCUUCUACCUCUGUUUAGGAAUACAACAGUAUAUUUUCCUGAAGGGGCGUAUUGAGAACAUUUUUACAGAUGAGCUGUACGGUCAGUUUGCCAGUGAAAUCAGCUCAAUGCUUCAACUCUGGAAGCCGAGGCUGCUGCCAAAUGGUGGUGUUGUUCCCUCCAGAGUGGAGGAGUCUUUUCUGUGGGAGUGUAAGCAGCUGGGUGCAUACUCUCCUAUUGUGCUGCUCAACACACUUCUGUUCUUCUGCACCAAAAAGUUCCACCUGACCACCGUGGAGCAACACCAGCACUUGUCUUUCUCAAACUUCACCCGGCGCUCCAAAAUCUGCAGUCGUGCUGGAAAAGUGUGUUACCUCCACUACAGGAGAAGCCCCGAUCAAACAGAUCUCAUCAAAAAACAGCGGCUGGUGAAGGAGGAAGACCUGGAAAUGUUAGAAAAUGUCACCUACCCCUUGCACUGUCCGGUGCGGCUCUACGAGUUCUACCUGUCCAGAUGCAGCCCAGAAUCUGUGAGGGAUCGACCAGAUGUUUUUUACCUGCAGCCUGAGAAGAACGUUCACACAGACAGCUGCCAUUGGUACAGUUCUGAACCCCUGGAUGCUGCUACUCUACAGAGCAUGCUCACUCGGAUCUUGGCUGUGAGGGAGGUUCAGCAGGAGCUGGAAGCAGCUCGGCUUCAGAGCUCCACAGAGGGGGACGCUGAAUAACUCCCACCGCACCUCCAGACCUCGCUGUGAAAGAAAAAAAAAAUCUUUGGAAAAGCAGGCGAGACGAGACUCAAUAAACGCAUAGAGGAAACAG
Molecule: messenger RNA, 5113 nt
Organism: Oryzias melastigma (Indian medaka)
Lineage: Eukaryota; Metazoa; Chordata; Actinopteri; Beloniformes; Adrianichthyidae
Product: zinc finger MYM-type protein 4
Exons: 29
Coding region: 148-5019 (1623 amino acids)
Molecular function (GO): zinc ion binding
Source: RefSeq, a predicted model, not a curated record